GGAGAUUGCUGCGCCCAGUGGGACUGGACUUGCCGUCGCCUCGCCAUGAAAGAGUCGCUCGUGCUGCUGGGCCGCGUCCCAGCGCACCCCGACUCCCGCUGCUGGUUCCUGGCCUGGAACCCCCAGGGGACGCUGCUGGCCUCGUGCGGCGGCGACCGACAAGUCCGCAUCUGGGGCAAGGAGGGUGACAGCUGGAUCUGCAAGUCUGUCCUGUCCGAAGGCCACCAGCGCACGGUGCGCAAGGUGGCCUGGUCUCCCUGUGGGAAUUACCUGGCCUCUGCCAGCUUCGACGCUACCACCUGCAUCUGGAAGAAGAACCAGGAUGACUUUGAGUGUGUCACUACUCUGGAGGGCCAUGAAAAUGAGGUCAAAUCUGUGGCCUGGGCCCCAUCUGGUAACCUCCUGGCUACCUGCAGCAGAGACAAGAGCGUGUGGGUCUGGGAAAUUGAUGAAGAAGAUGAGUACGAGUGUGUUAGUGUCCUCAACUCCCAUACACAGGAUGUGAAGCAUGUGGUUUGGCAUCCAAGCCAAGAGUUGCUAGCCUCUGCCAGCUACGACGACACAGUGAAGCUCUACCGAGAGGAAGAAGACGACUGGGUGUGCUGUGCCACUCUUGAGGGCCAUGAAUCUACCGUGUGGAGUUUGGCAUUUGACCCCAGUGGUCAGCGUCUCGCCUCUUGCAGUGACGACCGUACUGUGCGCAUCUGGCGCCAGUAUCUACCAGGCAACGAGCAAGGGGUGGCAUGCAGCGGCUCUGACCCCAGCUGGAAGUGCAUCUGCACCCUGUCAGGAUUCCACUCCAGGACCAUUUACGACAUUGCCUGGUGUCAGCUGACAGGGGCUCUGGCUACAGCCUGUGGGGAUGAUGCUAUCCGGAUAUUUGAGGAGGACCCCAGCUCAGAUCCGCAGCAGCCCACCUUCUCCCUCAUCGCCCACUUGCCUCAGGCCCAUUCUCAGGAUGUCAACUGUGUGGCCUGGAACCCCAAAGAAGAGGGCCUCCUGGCCUCUUGUAGUGAUGAUGGGGAGCUGGCUUUCUGGAAAUAUCAGCGGCCUGAGGGCCUCUGAGCCACCUUUGUUCUGGACAGAAUCAUGGUUCUCCAGAAAAGACUUUUCUCAGCUCUGGAGAUGACCUGGAAGAGUAUUCUUGACUUUCAUCUACUUUGGCUUCUUCUAUUAGGGCUUGAAAGAAGCAUUAAGCCACAUAAACACUCUUUCUGCUUCUUUGAGUUGGUAAACAACUUCACAUUGCCCAGUAGUUAGGCCAGAUUUUGUGCUUUAGGAUCGCGCUUUCUUAGACCUUUCUGAAAUCACAAACUUUGUGGAAAUAAACUGUGAAGUCACAAA
This is a messenger RNA of Suncus etruscus (white-toothed pygmy shrew), 1344 nucleotides long. It is a transcript of the gene CIAO1, whose product is annotated as cytosolic iron-sulfur assembly component 1. Gene Ontology annotation, biological process: iron-sulfur cluster assembly. The transcript is spliced from 7 exons. The record is from RefSeq and is a predicted model, not a curated record. Gene Ontology annotation, molecular function: protein binding. NCBI's taxonomy places the organism in Eukaryota, Metazoa, Chordata, Mammalia, Eulipotyphla, Soricidae. The coding region runs from base 46 to 1065 and encodes 339 amino acids. Gene Ontology annotation, cellular component: cytosolic [4Fe-4S] assembly targeting complex.